Messenger RNA from Canariomyces notabilis, 480 nucleotides. RefSeq names its product DNase1 protein. The record is from RefSeq and is a predicted model, not a curated record. Bases 1 to 480 code for a protein of 159 amino acids. The transcript has a single exon. Lineage: Eukaryota; Fungi; Ascomycota; Sordariomycetes; Sordariales; Chaetomiaceae.
AUGAAGAGCAUUCUCCUUGUAACCGGGGCGGCUACGCUGGCCUCGGCUGCGAGCGUCACCUUCGUGUCCCAGGACAACCUGGGCAGGACCGUGAAUUUUACCAGAAACCCUGGAAUCGCGACCCCUGGCCCGGUCCAUGUUCCCGCCGGCGGGCGCGUUCGCGUCGAAUUCCAGCACAACUGGGAAGGCAACGGGUUCGCUGUUGUUGACGGCCGCCCGGUCAAGCCGGGAAUGCUGAUGGAGGUCUCCUUCAACCAGGGCGGUGGAAUCACCUACUUUGAUGUUUCCGCCAUCGUGGACCCCAAUGACCACGACGGAGUCCAUCUCAUGUACCCUGCCGGCUCGGGCACUCCCAACUCUGGCGGCGUCAUCUUCCCGUGUGACAAUGCCUAUUACCAGCCCGAUGAUCGCCAGACUAAGGCGACAUACGAGCAGGACCUGAUUGUCACCCUGCAUACUAACCGCGGCCCUGGCCGCUAA